Messenger RNA from Nycticebus coucang (slow loris), 1666 nucleotides. It is a transcript of the gene VPS37B, whose product is annotated as VPS37B subunit of ESCRT-I. Gene Ontology annotation, biological process: ubiquitin-dependent protein catabolic process via the multivesicular body sorting pathway; protein targeting to membrane; protein targeting to vacuole. Gene Ontology annotation, cellular component: ESCRT I complex. The record is from RefSeq and is a predicted model, not a curated record. NCBI's taxonomy places the organism in Eukaryota, Metazoa, Chordata, Mammalia, Primates, Lorisidae. The transcript is spliced from 4 exons. Bases 91 to 951 code for a protein of 286 amino acids.
UGCCCCCCCGCGGGGGGCGGCUCUCAAGGGCGGUGCUUCCGGUCGGCGGAGCCCGGCGGCCAGAACGACGGCGGCGGCGGCGGCGCUGGGAUGGCGGGCGCUGGGACCGAAGCCCGGUUUGCCGGGUUGUCGUUGGUGCAGCUCAACGAGCUGCUGGAGGACGAGGGGCAGCUGACGGACAUGGUGCAGAAGAUGGAGGAGACGCAGAAUAUUCAGCUUAACAAAGAAAUGACACUUGCCAGCAACCGUAGCCUGGCAGAAGGAAACCUUUUGUACCAGCCCCGGCUGGACACUCUGAAAGCACACUUGACCCAGAAGUACCAGGAGCUCCAGGUUCUCUUUGAAGCCUAUCAGAUAAAGAAGACCAAAUUAGAUAAACAGUCUAGCAGCGCUUCCUUGGAGACCCUGUUAGCACUUCUUCAAGCAGAAGGGGCCAAGAUUGAGGAAGACACAGAGAACAUGGCUGAGAAGUUUCUGGAUGGAGAGCUUCCUCUAGACUCCUUCAUUGAUGUCUAUCAGAGCAAACGGAAACUGGCCCACAUGCGAAGAGUGAAAAUUGAGAAGCUCCAGGAGAUGGUGCUGAAGGGGCAGAGACUCCCACAAGCCCCAGCUCUGUUGCCACCCAGGGUGCCCGAGCCAGUGUCUGCCGCUGCCGCACUGCCCUACCCUGUCCCAGAAGCCAGUGGGCCUCCCUCAGUUGUGCCUCGGCGCAUUCCUCCGCCACCACCCCCGGUGCUUGCAGGACGCUUAGCCACCCCGUUUACCACUGCCAUGGGCUCAGGACAGGCCAUGCCCUACCCAGGAUUACAGUGCCCACCCCUGCCCCCCCGAGUGGGUCUCCCACCCCAGCAAGGAUUCUCUGCACAGUUUGUGUCACCGUUUCCGCCAGCUUUGCCCCAGAGACCCCCACCCCGGCUGCCUCCGCACCAGCCAGGUUUCAUCCUUCAGUGAGUGCCGACGCCCCGGGCUUCCUGGGAUAUGUCCUCCGCCUGCCAUGCCAUGUUCUGCACACGGGGCUGUGAGGUCCGGCUGCUGUGCUGAGGGCUCUGUGCCCUGGGCCAGCUUGUCUGUCUGAUUUUUAGAACUGUAGGUCCAUGAGUAAGUAGAGGUAGAAGCUCAGGUUUUAUACACUGAGGCAGUUGUCUGUGCCAGGUCACAGCCCAGCACUCCUGUGUCGUGUUGGUUUAUGUUCUCAGUAUGAUUUCUGAGCGUUGGGUUGUUGAUGGACUUAUGCACCCAGGAAGAAACAAAGCCUCUCUCAUUCCCAUUUAGAAUUAUGGUCCUCCCAUUGCAGCUUUAUUUAAAAAGUAUGGUUAGUGAUGUCUGUUUUAUUUCCAAAGGAUAGUUCUGUGUGUCUUGGCCCACUGGCUGCUGCAUCCCUGGUAAGGGGUGGUCAGCAUUGGCCUGUGGCUGGGCCACGAUGUGCAGCUACAUUGUGUUCUGGAAUCUGUUUGGGGUGGGUCAUCACAGUCACCCCCCCUUCCCUACCUGGCUGCUGCCUUUCAUGCCUCAAAGCCACAAGCAAAGUUUGCACUUGGCCCGUUGCCACGUUCAGAGGCUGGGAGAGCUGCAGCCCAGGCUUGAGGAAACCUUGGGGCCUGGACUUUGCACAGCAAACUAUCGUCAGCCCCCCACUUCUCCUCCUGCCUAGAGCCAAUCCCCAAGG